AUGCAGGAGUGCAGGCCGCUACUGAUGAAAUCGACGCUGCCGAAUGACGACCGUGGGGUCGCAAUCAGGCGUAAAGACAGUUGGGUACCGUCGGAGCAUUCGUCAGAGGUGGGCGAUGAGGCGUCGAGUGCAGGUUUUGCGGGGAAGUACCACAGCACCUACAGGAAGCUGGAGAACCGGCAUGUGCAGUUGAUAGGGAUAUCGGGGGUGAUUGGAACAGCGCUGUUUGUGUCUAUCGGGAAGGCGCUGUAUCGAGGCGGGUCUGUGUCGCUGCUGCUGGGGUUUGCGCUGUGGUGCGUGCCGAUCCUGUGCAUCACGGUGUCAACGGCGGAGAUGGUGUGUUACUUGCCAUUGAACUCGCCGUUUCUGCGGCUGGCGUCGCGCUGUGUGAACGACUCGCUGACGGUGAUGGCAGGGUGGAACUUCUGGUUUCUGGAGUGCGUGCAGAUACCGUUUGAGAUUGUGGCGGUGAACUCGAUAAUCCACUACUGGCGCGACGACUACUCUGCGGCGAUCACGCUGGUGGUGCAGGUGAUGCUGUAUCUGCUGAUCAGCCUAUUCGCGGUGCGGUACUACGGCGAGAUUGAGUUCUGGCUCGCGAGCUUUAAGGUGCUGCUUGCUGUGGGGCUGUUCUGCUUCACGUUCGUGACGAUGGUGGGGGGGAACCCCAAGCGCGACCGCUACGGCUUCCGGUACAUCGGCGAGGCGCCGUUCAAGCAGUACUCGCCCACCAUGGAGCCUAUCUCGUCUUCUGCAGGGUACUUCCAGGGCUUCCUGGCCUGCCUGAUCCAGGCAUCCUUCACCAUUGCGGGGCCGGACUACGUUUCAAUGAUUGCGGGCGAGACAAAACUGCCGCGAAAGGUGCUGCCCGUCGCCUUCAAGCAGGUAUUCAUCAGACUGACGGUCUUGUUCUUGGGCGGCUGUCUGUGUGUGGGGAUUGUCUGCAGUGCGAACGAUCCGGACCUCACAGCCGCGAUCAAUGCAUCUCGGCCCGGUGCGGGCUCCUCACCGUAUGUCAUUGCCAUGAACCAUCUAGGCAUUAAAAUACUGCCCGACAUUGUCAAUGCCGCAUUAGUAACGGCCGCAUUUUCUGCCGGCAAUGCCUACACAUACUGCUCAUCGCGGUCGCUCUAUGGGCUGGCACUCGACGGCUAUGCGCCCGCGAUUUUCAAGCGCUGUAACCGCUUCGGGGUGCCGAUCUAUGCCGUAAGCGUUUCGGUCAUGUGGUCGGUCCUCAGUCUGCUGCAGCUCAACAGCAACAGUGCCGUCGUGCUGAACUGGCUCAUCAGUCUUAUCACCGCGUCGCAGCUCAUCAACUUCGGCGUCCUCUGCGUCGUCUACCUCUACUUCCGCCGAGCAUACCUGGCCCAGCAGGACAACCUUCCGGAGCUUCCGUUCAAGUCCUGGUGGCAGCCGUAUACCGCCUAUGUCGGCUUGACCUGCGUGCUGCUGAUCGUAGUCGUCCAGGGCUACACCGUCUUCUACAGCGCGUUGUGGAACGUGAAGGACUUCUUGUUCUGCUACCUGAUGGUCUUUAUCGAUAUUGCCAUCUACUUGGGCUACAGGUAUAUCUGGCGCAGGGGCAAGGAUGCGGUGAUCCCGCCCACGGAAGUCGAUCUAACUACAGGACUACUGGAAAUCGAGUUACAUGAGCGGCACCACGGUUUCGAGCGGUACUCCUUUUUCCAUGUCGACGACUGA
Eremothecium gossypii ATCC 10895 is the source of this 1701-nucleotide messenger RNA. It is a transcript of the gene AGP2, whose product is annotated as Agp2p. The record is from RefSeq and is marked provisional. The coding region runs from base 1 to 1701 and encodes 566 amino acids. The transcript has a single exon. Gene Ontology annotation, cellular component: membrane. Lineage: Eukaryota; Fungi; Ascomycota; Saccharomycetes; Saccharomycetales; Saccharomycetaceae. Gene Ontology annotation, biological process: amino acid transmembrane transport. Gene Ontology annotation, molecular function: amino acid transmembrane transporter activity.